AUGCCGAGCAUGUCCACGUCGCAUAUAUACACAACACCCGCUGCUCUUGAAUAUUUGCAACAUGGGUUCCCCUCUGUGUUCGUGAUUCCUCCCGAAUCUUAUUCCUCGCGUCCCCUCCAAAUCCGAUCUCCUCGUGACUUUAAGCCACGGGGUCUCAAUAUCAGCACAGAAACCUCUUCUCGGCUCUUUGGGCUAUCGGGAAAAACGCGUCAACUCCGAGAUAACGGUGAAUCAUCUCACCGGGUUGACGCUCUCGUUAAUAUUUCCUUAUCUCAAGAUCAACCCGUCAUUUGUAGCGGAAAGGAGAAGACAAGUCAAUUAAAUGGCUUUCUUCAACCUUCUUGCCAAUAUGAUGCUUAUGACGAACGUGCACUUGAAUGUCAACAGGGAACAAAUGCUUCAAAUGUUGCUUACCUCGAAAUCCCUCAUCCGUUCAAAGGUGGUAAUUUUAACGCAGAGAGCUGUUCUCGAGUUCUUCAGGAUAUUUACGAUCAAAGAGUUGUUAUUAAUGGCGAACCAUCCCGACAAGUUAGGGUUAAUAAAAAUGACACCUCUUUAUCUUAUCCACAAUCCUGUGCUUACCAAGAACUGGUAGGACAACAAUUUGAGGGGCUCUUCGUCAACCCUCUCGAGAAAGCCCCCUCAGUUAAAGAGGCCAAUGCCAGUCAAAAUAUUUUCAUUCAUCCUGCUCAAGCUAUCAAGCAUCAACCCUGCAAUCCAUCCACUUCGCCAUUGCUGUCUUCUUGGCAAUCCAUUAAUUGUUCGCCGAACAAUUUUUCAAAUGGAAAAUUCAAGUCACCAUCAUUUGAACCUGUAGGAAACAUCCGUGAGUGGGGUCAGGUCACUCGUUGGUUAUACAUUACAAACUUUCCAACUAAUCCGGCACAUUGGCGUCUCAUGAAAACGAUGUUCGAGCUGGCAACGGAUUUGCCUAUGUCAUAUAUUACAGUCUUGGGGAUGCCACGAGAGCCCAAGGUUACCUUCGUAAACAAGAGGCACCCCAUAAUCGACGCAGGAUGGAAGUUCGAUACUCGUCCCGAACCUGUGCCAUUCACGUAUCCAUCCAUUAAAGCACUGGAUGAAUUGAUAAAUGACGGUUACAUUAGAAUCACAUGGAAAGGUUCAAUUCAACAUUGCGAAGAAAUAUAUAAACGUUUCGAAGAAAUGGGUGAAAUUAAAUCGUCUACCAGUGCCCACACCGUAGACGAAUGCUACAUGUAUAUCGAGUAUGACGAUACACGCGCUGCCCGUACCGCGAGAGAAACUUUGAACGGGCAAGUUUUCGAGCAUGUGUUUGACAGAGGGAUCCGUAAGACUACUACGGUUCGGAUCGAAUAUUACGAUUAUGAAUCUCAAACAUGGGAUGCAGUUGCCGACGAUUUUAGGCGUCUCAAUGAAUCGCAAAUAAGAAUCCCUCCUGCGCCGCGUCGAGUCCCUGUCGUUGACAGUCGAUCUUCUGAGCCUGAUUUUAGGUAUUUAGUAGAUUCGAGAGUGGAAAUUCAUCAUAGUCUUAAAGGUCAAAUUGCCGAAGAUUAUGUAAGUCACCAAAGAAAAUAUCCUCCUCCGGUCACUAGUACUGUCCGCUCUUCCGGUAACAGGGCGAUUCCAGAGGGAAAUGUUUUUGAUCUGGAGAAAGUUAAGAAAGGUCUCGACGAGCGUACCACAUUCAUGAUCCGAAAUAUUCCUAACAAGUACACACAGGAAAUGUUCUUGGACUGGCUCAAUAAGACUCACAAGGGAAAAUACGAUUUUGCUUAUUUGCGCAAGUUUGCUGGUGAAGAAAAGCCAUUCUCGAUUCCCGAUUGCGAAGAAUUUGUGAAGGCAGUUAAAAUAAGAGGGGCGACAUGUAAGGAAUCCUCAUAA
This is a messenger RNA of Acaulospora colombiana, 1863 nucleotides long. The record is from the annotation of a GenBank genome assembly. Lineage: Eukaryota; Fungi; Glomeromycota; Glomeromycetes; Diversisporales; Acaulosporaceae.